Messenger RNA from Cyphellophora attinorum, 903 nucleotides. RefSeq lists its product as uncharacterized. The record is from RefSeq and is a predicted model, not a curated record. Bases 1 to 903 code for a protein of 300 amino acids. Lineage: Eukaryota; Fungi; Ascomycota; Eurotiomycetes; Chaetothyriales; Cyphellophoraceae. The transcript has a single exon.
AUGGCGAAAGUCAGCGCAUCUGCUGCCAGCAGCAAAAAGACGGGUGGCACGAAGCGCAAGCGCCUUACUGACGAGGACACUGACAGCAAUCAAGCUAUCACUGCCGUAUUCAAGAAGGUCAAGAAGGAAGAAUACGAUGACGCUAUCAGGAAAGAACUCUCACAACAAAUCUCAAGUCAAUCAUCAAUGGCUGGUCCCUCAACUCAAAGUCAGUCUGCGAAGAGCCAACUCAGCCCGCCAACAUCACCCGCCAGAACUCCAGCCACAACUAAGAAAAUCAGGAGUCCGUUGUCAGGCUUUCGCGAUCGAGCAAUAGCCAACACAGAGGCCAGACUCCGCGCAGCUUAUAACCAUUCUGAGAACAUCGAGAACAUGAGUGGAGAGACCAAGCCCCGGGAGCUCAUCACAUAUAUGGUACGCAUGUCACUAGACCAUGUCCAGCGAAGUUCCUACAGCCUGAACGGCGUCAUAAGAGCAGUGGCUAUGGAGCAUCACGCAGUCGAUGCCGAAGCAGUCGGAGAAGCCUGGAGGCGUGCACAACGCGGCGAAGCCUUUCCUCGAAAACUGCUUGCAUACGAGGCCACCUCAAGCACGACACGACUGGCGCCCGAGCCUUGGGAAACGGACUCUGAGGCCAUACAGCUUCUCGAUCAAGAUAUUGAGGCUAUAGGUUUGCGGCAAUUGCAGCAAAUUCUACAGUGGUCCUACAAGCUGGCUCGUCGAGUCAGUCAGGAGAUCACCUUCGACCCAUACUUCUCGCUACUCAUUCACGUCAUGCGACAUCUAUCUUACCACAAGUUUUCUUUGCCGGGGAUGAUGCUAGCCAUGGCUCGGGAGCUCAGAGGGGAGUCAAUGGAUGUCGUCGAAGAUGCUUGGGCGAAGGCUCGUGUGGCUGACGAGUAA